GCGUCACCCAUCAGGUCAUCUUCGGCGCACGCCGCACGUAGCAUUUGAAUUCUGGGCAAGGAAUGGCCACCCGCGUAGCCGCCGCCACCCUCGCGUUCCUCCUCCUCACCGCGGCCGCCGCCACCGUCUCCGCCGCGGCGUCGCCCGCGUCGCGCAAGGUGCUGCAUUGGAAGGACUACCUCGGCUGCCCCCGGGACGCCGUCAAGCUCGGGGCCUGCGUCGGCGCGCUCGGCGCCGCGGGCCUGCAGGCCGGCGCGCAGCUCGGGGACAAGUGCUGCGACGUCGUGCAAGGGCUCGCGGCGGCGGAGGCGGCCGCUUGCUUCUGCACCACCAUCAAGGAGAGCGUGCUCGGCAUCCCCACGGAGUGGACCGUCGGCGUCGGGGCCCUGGCCAGCGCCUGCAAGUCGGAGCUACCCGACGGCUUCAAGUGUGUCUGACACUCUGACCAUGCAUGGUCACGGAUGCAUCUGUGCAUGCUCUCUGAUGCGGCACUUGCUGUCCAUGUGAAACCUUGUUCGCUUUGCUGUCCGACGAAGUAACAUUGCAUCCAUCAUUGGCCUUUCGCCAUCUGCAACUGCAAGUUUGGUCAAAUGUGUACCCGUAAAUUCGUUUGUUCUGCGUGGGAUGAAGAGUCUAUAGGUUGCUGUAAAGUAUAUGUGCCUCGAAUAAUUUGGAGAUCGAUCUGAUCUGAGAACAUAUGAUCAGCAGAAAG
Molecule: messenger RNA, 712 nt
Organism: Setaria italica (foxtail millet)
Lineage: Eukaryota; Viridiplantae; Streptophyta; Magnoliopsida; Poales; Poaceae
Product: putative lipid-binding protein AIR1
Exons: 1
Coding region: 63-437 (124 amino acids)
Source: RefSeq, a predicted model, not a curated record